This is a messenger RNA of Drosophila rhopaloa, 851 nucleotides long. RefSeq names its product caltractin. Gene Ontology annotation, cellular component: centrosome; centriole. The coding region runs from base 108 to 668 and encodes 186 amino acids. Gene Ontology annotation, biological process: mitotic cell cycle; centriole replication. Gene Ontology annotation, molecular function: calcium ion binding. The record is from RefSeq and is a predicted model, not a curated record. NCBI's taxonomy places the organism in Eukaryota, Metazoa, Arthropoda, Insecta, Diptera, Drosophilidae. The transcript has a single exon.
UAUACGUUUACACUCACAGAGCAUUGAUCUUGUUGAAACGCUGUUCGUGCCGAUUUCCAGAUUAAGUCGAUUUUUCGAUACUAAAAAAAGGAGAGCAGCGAAUCAUCAUGUCCGGCAAACGAUUGGGCAGCAUGUUGUCCACCGCCAGUGUGAUGCAAUCGUCGGCAUCGAUUUCCAGCAAGUCGAAGCGAAAACAAAGGGUUAAGCUGCCGACUUUUGACCUUUCGCUGUCUCAGAAGGUGGACAUUAAGAAGGCCUUCGAUUUGUUCGAUACCCAGUGUACUGGCUUUAUUGAAACCAAGGAGCUGCGCGUGGCCAUUCGCGCCCUAGGAUUCGAGCCGAAAAAGGAGGAAAUCAAGCGCAUGAUGGAUGAAAUCGAUAAGGACAAGACGGGAAGGAUUGCCUUCAACGAUUUCCUGUAUCUGAUGCGCCAGAAAAUGGCAGAGAAGGACUCCAAGCAGGACAUGAUGAAGGCCUUCUCCUUUUUUGAUGACGAUCGCACUGGAAAGAUCUCGUUCGCAAAUCUAAAACGCGUGGCCAAGGAGCUGGGCGAACAACUUACCGACGAGGAACUGCAGGAAAUGAUCGAUGAGGCCGACAUAAAUGGGGAUGGAGAGGUUGGCAAGAAAGAGUUCCUUAACCUCAUUAAGAAAACCAAUUUGAUCUAGUCGCUUUUUGUUUAAAUUAAUUUCUUAUUUUGUUAGGGGGAAACGACGUUGUUUCUUAUCUUCAUAGAUUUACUCAUUUCAGGCAGACACACACUCUCCUAACUUCAUUUAAACUCGCACACUCAGUAUAGUAUCUUGAAGAAGUUUGGAUAUGCUUCGGUUUAAUAAAGCACGGUACUGCAA